UUGUCGUCGGGUCGGCCCGCAAGGAAGGGGUCUUUGUUUGCGUUUCACGUUCGCGUCGCACGGUAUCAUCUGCGACCGCGGCUCUAUCGUAUCGUUACCGAGACGGAAUGUGCCCGCAUAAGUGGAAGCGUGGGUCUCGCUCCUCCCGGUCGAUGUGAAAUGUGGUGCAGUGUGCCAGAGUGGCGCCGUCAUCGAGUGCAAGUGCAGUGAGGUGCAGUGGUGUGUGCGAGCGCGCGUGGGUCGACUCGGCCACGGCGAGCGAGGUGCGCGGAGUUGGCGGCGGCCGCGCGGCCAUGACCGGCGACAUGCCUCUAGGGAGCGCGCACGCGUUCGGGCGCGCGUUGCUCCGGGACGGGGCGCUGCCGCCGCUGGAGCCCGGCCCGCCCGCGCCGCCAGCCAACAACGCGCAGCCGCCCGACAAGCGGCCACCCGCCGCGGCGGCCAGCCCCGAGCAGGUCAUGAAGCUCUACAUGAGCAAGCUCACCCCAUACGAACACCGUGAGAUAUUCGACUACCCCCAAGUGUACUUUAUAGGCGCGAACGCCAAGAAACGGCCCGGGCUGGUCGGCUUCCCGAACAAUUGCGACUACGACAACGAGCAAGGCUCGUACAUCCACAUCCCGCACGAUCACAUAGCGUACAGAUACGAGGUGCUCAAAGUGAUCGGCAAGGGGAGCUUCGGGCAGGUGGUGAAGGCGUACGACCACAAGAAGCGCGAGAACGUCGCGCUCAAGAUGGUGCGCAACGAGAAGCGCUUCCACCGCCAGGCGCAGGAGGAGAUCCGCAUCCUCGAGCACCUGCGCGAGCAAGACAAGGACAACACGAUGAACGUGAUCCACAUGUUCGACUCGUUCACCUUCAGGAACCACACAUGCAUCACAUUCGAGUUGCUGUCGAUCAACUUGUACGAGCUGAUCAAGAAGAACAAGUUCCAAGGGUUCUCGCUGCAGCUCGUCCGCAAGUUUUCGCACAGCUUGCUGCAGUGCCUGCACGCGCUGAACAAGAACCGGAUCAUCCACUGCGACAUGAAGCCGGAGAACGUACUGCUCAAGCAACAGGGACGCUCCGGAAUCAAGGUGAUAGACUUCGGCAGCUCGUGCUACGAGCACCAACGAGUGUACACAUACAUCCAGUCGAGGUUCUACAGGGCGCCCGAGGUGAUGAUGGGCGCUAGGUACGGCAUGCCCAUCGACAUGUGGUCGCUAGGCUGUAUAUUGGCUGAGCUACUUACAGGGUUCCCAUUACUCCCAGGCGAGGAUGAAGCGGACCAAAUGGCGUGCAUCAUCGAGCUCCUGGGCAUGCCUCCUCAGAAGCUGAUCGAACAGGGCAAGAGGUCCAAGAACUUCAUCAGCAGCAAGGGCCUUCCACGGUAUUGCACGGCCACCACACUAGCUGAUGGCACUACCGUUCUUAGCGGAGGAAUGUCGAGAAGAGGCAAGCCUAGGGGUCCGCCAGGGUCCAAAAGUUUUGUCACAGCUCUCAAAGGCUGUCAAGACAAAUUCUUCAUUGAUUUUAUUAGAAGGUGUCUAGAAUGGGACCCCGAAAAACGUCUAACACCAGCCCAAGCGUUACGGCACGCGUGGCUGCGCCGGCGCCUGCCGCGGCCGCCGCACGACGACGAGCCGGCGCCCGCGCCGCUGCCGCUGCCGCACUCGCUGCCGGCCAACCACGUUAGUAUAGCGCACCAUGCCAAGCGGCUCGCGCAUCCUAAGUGCACUGACAAAUAGCAGAUGAGCGGCGGGUGCGGGGCGGGCGCGGGCGGCUCGGGCGCGGCGCGCGGGGGCUCGCUGCGCACGCCGCUGGCGCGCACGCCUGUCACCUUCAACGCCUCGCAAGUCGCCAAAGCGAAACUUCAGGCGGCGCUGUCAGAGGAGAGCGGGGGCGGGAGCACGACGAGCGGCGUGAGCGGAGUGAGCGGCGUGAGCGCUGUGAGCGGCAGCGGCUGCGCGCGGUACUGGGCGGCCGCCAAGCUGCCGCACCUGCCCGCGCCCUCCUAGCGCCCGCCCUCCGCACGACGCCUCGCCAAGGUGUCGUCCCUGGAGGCGCCGCGGCGGCUGGGCGGCGCGGGCGGGCGGCUGGAGCUGGAGCGGCGCUCGCUGGACCUGGAGCGCGAGCUGCGGCCGGACCGCGACUCCGACGUGUCGCUCGACGACCGCGACCACCUCGUCUGACGCCCCUAUUGAUCUCAGUAACUCUAUGACUAAACGUGUAGUGGAAUUGUGACAGUACCCCCGGUUUUCUAUAUAUUGACGUGAACGGGUGUGUCGGUGUUAGUGCCUGUGAGUCUCGUUAGCAGUCGACGCGAAACGGCGCCGUCUCGCACAAAAUUCCCUCGAAACCCUAGAUUAAGCGAACAUGUGUGACUAAAAUAAUUUAACAAUUUUCUACAGAAUCAAAUGUUCAUUCAUUUUAAUUUUUGAAUAAUUCGAUGUUAAGUUACAUUUUGUGUAAUUAGUUAAUUUGUCUCAAGUGAUAUAAUGAAGCUGUAUUCGUAACGAAAUGGUGACCUUAUAAUCGGAAUUCUUAAAGGAUAUAAGGGUAGUUAGUUACAAGGCCUUUGAAACUAGGUUAAGAAGCUAAGCUACGCGAUUUAUUUGUCGAUUAGCGUAGUGGAUGUUGUGAUUCAUUCAUAUGAUUUUACAUAAUGAUUUGUAAAGCGCUUAUGUACUCGUACCGGUAGAAAUAUAUAAUAUUGUAUCUUGGGCCAUACAUAUGGAAAGUUACAUUUAUUAUAUAGCGCAUGUUAAGUACAUUUUACAGCAUUUUAUUUUACUACUUUUAAACAGAUGUUUUUCAUAUAUUUUUGUCGUGGAAAGUAUGUCAAACAUAUCAGUCGAGCAUUUGUCACUUCUGCCGAUGUGGUUAAGAAAUCGAGGUAACUAGUCGGCCACUGAACCUAGUCCAAACUAUAUGUAAGGUUUAGGUUUUACGUUAGUCUGUAAGAAUUGAUUCAAUUAUGUUGUGGAGCGAUUCUUGCGAUGUGACGAUUGCUUACCUCGACGAAGCCGAACAAAGUUAUAUAACUUCAUCUUUCGCAUUACGCUAGUAAUUUAGUUUAAUGGACUACUUAAAUAAACCUCUAUGAACAAACUAAAUAACCAUUUAACUAAAUCACCAGCAAAUUGUGAAGAAAUCUUAUGUCUCAUUUACAUUAGGUACACGAUCCAUAUCGGCGCCUUUUUGAGGGCGCCAAGUUUUGGCGACUGUUUAAGUCGGCGCCUUCGACUUAAUAUAAAUGAGGCACUUAGAGAUCGCUCAAGUUGACUGUGGUUAGCGUGCCGUGUUACGCAUCCAAUGGAGACUGAUAUACUUCAACGGAUCGUAGAACUGUUAACCACGUCUAUCUGAGCGAUUUUAGGGAAUCCUGUAUUUGAUACAUCUAGUGCAAUAUGUUUGACAUAAAAGUUUAAUUUCGUCUUCCUCAUAUUAUAUUGUAUUUGUAACAAUUUACAAAGGGCCUAUGAUGUUUAUUCGAUUAACAUGCAUUUUUAUUUUUUUCGAAUUAGUUUAUAGAACUUCUUAUAUGUAGACACUUGUAAUAUGCUUACAAAUGAAUUGUAUUAUUUCGAUUUUGUGGGAAUGUAGUAAGAGCAAGCACUUAUGCAACUUUAUUUAUAUAGUAAUAAUAUUAUGUGUGAAAAUAAUUUACCCUAUUAUAAUGAAUUACGUAUUUGAUAUAUUAAUUUCCCACAAUGUUGUAAUAACGUAAUGUACAAAGUUUUGGAAAUAUUUUAACCUUUGAUACCCUAUUUAAUGAGCAGGAUAAUUCCUGUGUAUUUUAUAUGUAUAGAAAACGACCAAUUGAGCGAAGGGUUCUAUAUUUACGCGGCGGAACCCUAAUUGUUAAAGUUCCGUACGUGCUUGCUUCCCGAAUGUAUUUUAUCAUUUGACCUAUCUCACUAUACUCAAUAUAGCAUUUUUAUUUCAAUUAUAUUGUGUUUAAGUUGACUGCCGUUUUCUUAUAAUUAUGCUCAAUGAUAGUUUAAUGUCUUAUUACUCUGGAUUGUCUAAUCUAGACAUUAAUACAAUUGUGCGAUGACCUUAGUUUAUUAUUUGUGACGUGAAGAUACAUAAUAUUGUAUGUUACGAUUAGCAAAACUGCAGUUUGUAGCUUAUUCUACCCGAGUUGGUGUCGUGUUUGCUUAUUCAGCUUCGAGUCUAUGUACAGCAGUGUUCUGUUUACAAUCACAAUUUGUGUAUCGUCACGCGUCAAUAGCGUUUUAAGGUAUUUAGUCAAUUAUUGUAUAGCUUUUUUUUUAACUUUGGAAAGUGGGCUGAGAGUCAGCGAUCACAGCCCGCGUGUUGCCCACUUGUGCUAACGUGUGUCCGACGUGCGAGCUCCGCUUGGCAUAGAUCAGUAUUAAUCAUUAUGUUUCAACUCUCGACUCGCAACAUUACUGCCAAGUACAUAUAGUUAAAUUAAGUAUCGUUUGCUAUAACAUGAAUAUAGCAGGACUUCUAGUUACUACAAACAUUGUAAGCUUUCGUUGGAACGCAUUUCUCUUAUACCUAGUUAUUUUUUGUGAAAUAUUUUUGUUCUCAUUUUAUAUGUAAAAGCUGGUGUUUCACCUUGAAACUCGUAACUACAAUGUGAAUAUAAAAUAAAUGAGUUAUACAAAUAAA
Messenger RNA from Helicoverpa zea (corn earworm), 4623 nucleotides. RefSeq names its product dual specificity tyrosine-phosphorylation-regulated kinase 2 (gene Dyrk3). The transcript is spliced from 8 exons. NCBI's taxonomy places the organism in Eukaryota, Metazoa, Arthropoda, Insecta, Lepidoptera, Noctuidae. Bases 294 to 1727 code for a protein of 477 amino acids. The record is from RefSeq and is a predicted model, not a curated record. Gene Ontology annotation, cellular component: nucleus. Gene Ontology annotation, biological process: peptidyl-threonine phosphorylation; peptidyl-serine phosphorylation. Gene Ontology annotation, molecular function: protein serine/threonine/tyrosine kinase activity; protein serine/threonine kinase activity; ATP binding.